ACUUGAUGAGGUGAUGCGUAUCGGUGAGGACGAGCCACUCUUCUCUCUACCUAUUGUAACUGGCCUUCUCACGGUGUAGAGCCCCGAACAAGCCGGUGAUGAUCACGACACAGCAAACAACAUCACCAGGCUCUGCGGCACAACGGCCUCUUUGACCUGAAAAUUCUGGUUUCCGUGUGUACGCCACGCUCGAAAGAGUACAUGCGAAAGUUCCCGUUCUUAUGGUCCGAGCCUUGUUGCGUGUCUAUCUCAGCUCAAGGUAGACAGAUAUAAGUUCCCACGCUGUUUGAUCCCAGCUACACACAGGUCGACAGAAGCAUUUGUCCAUCUCAGCUUCAGAAAGACAGAAGGGUUUGUCUAUCUCAGGAUUAUAUAGACGAACUACCUCCUUCUACCCACGCCAGUUACACGCAUAACACCAAACGAUAAGAUGUCCGGUACUGAAGGCGCUACUUUUGUCAAUGGGCGCUCGCCACAGGCCUGGAGGCUCGAAAAAGCCAGACUAGAUAAAGCUCUCACCGAUGCGCAACGAACGCUCGAUGGCCGCAAGAGAAGCGACCCGGAAGGCAAAGAUCCGAGAACUGCGGAUGCUGUUGCUCUAGCGCAGUAUGCCGUUGAUGUGGCGAACGUUCAUGUGGCACAAUACCACAUACGUGUAGCGUUUGCCAGUGGAGAUGUUGAUGACAAGAAGAAGAAGUCUCUUCUGGAGCAGUUGGCUGAGUUGGAGACGGAACUUCAGGAGUUGGCCCAGGAAAAAGCGAGAAGGCUGCAAAUGGCCAGAGCUGGUGGUUUUCAUACCUAGGUAAGAGACAGCUAUGUGAAAGGACAAGGACAAGGACCUACACUCGUUUACAAGAUCAGGAUGUCCUUUGACGCUGGGUUUGUCGUAAAUGGGGGACAGAUCUUUCU
Messenger RNA from Podospora pseudocomata, 909 nucleotides. RefSeq lists its product as uncharacterized. NCBI's taxonomy places the organism in Eukaryota, Fungi, Ascomycota, Sordariomycetes, Sordariales, Podosporaceae. The record is from RefSeq and is a predicted model, not a curated record. Bases 431 to 802 code for a protein of 123 amino acids. The transcript is spliced from 2 exons.